UGCGCCGCCGAGCGGGAGGAGCCGCCCGAACAGCGCGGCCUGGCCUACGGCCUGUACCUGCGCAUCGACCUGGAGCGGCUGCAGUGCCUCAACGAGAGUCGCGAGGGCAGCGGCCGCGGCGUCUUCAAGCCGUGGGAGGAGCGCACCGACCGCUCCAAGUUUGUUGAAAGUGACGCAGAUGAAGAGCUUCUGUUUAAUAUUCCAUUUACAGGCAAUGUCAAGCUCAAAGGCAUCAUUAUAAUGGGAGAGGACGAUGACUCACACCCCUCUGAGAUGAGACUGUACAAAAACAUUCCACAGAUGUCCUUUGAUGAUACAGACAGGGAGCCAGAUCAGACCUUUAGUCUGAAUCGGGAUCUCACCGGAGAAUUAGAGUACGCUACGAAAAUUGCUCGUUUUUCAAAUGUCUAUCAUCUUUCAAUUCAUAUUUCAAAAAACUUUGGAGCUGACACCACCAAGAUCUUGUAUAUUGGCCUGAGAGGAGAGUGGACUGAGCUUCGCCGGCACGAGGUGACCAUCUGCAAUUACGAAGCCUCGGCCAACCCGACAGACCACAGGGUCCAUCAGGUUACCCCACAGACACACUUCAUUUCCUAAGGCUGCCCAAGGCUCCCACAGAGGCACUGUGUCGGUGAAGAUGUGCAGCAUCCUGUCGGGGAGAACAAGGAGAUGGGGUUCCGGAGAGAGCUGGGGCCACGGCCUCUGCCAGGCUUUGUCUUUGGGGGCUGCUGCAGAGCCCUGGCCUGUGGAAGAUACCGCACCACCGGGCAGGGGUGUGUGGGUGCCGAGGGACAGUCGUGGUUCUCUAGGGCCUAGAAAUUGAGUCUGGGACUGGUCAGCAUCUGGCAGUCAUUGGAUGAUGCCUGCCUCUCCAGUCAGUGUGGCCGUGGGGUCCCAAGUGUCUUGUUGCUUUGUGGCAGGAAUUUUGUGUGACUUUUUUUUUUUUAAUGCAAACUAUUUCCUGGGCUGCAGUAAACUUUCUGAAGCCUCAGCAUUGUGUUUCUAUUAGCCAUCAGGACGGUCUCCAACUAGAAAUACUUGUCCCUGCUUGCUCCUUCUUCCUGUCAGCGUUCUUGUCAAGUUGCCCAGCUUGGAGUUGUCUGUCAUGUACUGGUGUCCCGUGGUUAAAGCUAGGAGAGCAGGAAUGUCCUGGCGAUGCUUAAUAGCUUGAGGGGAAGGUCUUUGUCCCUGCUGCCUAGGUGAGCAGUCCGGGAGAGCGUGGGUAUCAUUUCUGUGUUCGUGAGCCGCCCGGGUUGGAUGAGAUUGGGACUUCGGUAAGAUUCCCCUUGGGUCAUCCUUAAUGGUCAUUAGCUUCUAACUAGUGUCAUAAGCGCAGUGCCAGAAAUUGGAGAUCUCAGUUUUUUUGUUCAUGGCUUUUUAUUCACCGUAACUAAUAAGCUUCCUAAUAAAUCUUUGCCAGACUUCA
Messenger RNA from Suricata suricatta (meerkat), 1426 nucleotides. RefSeq names its product PITH domain containing 1 (gene PITHD1). The annotation marks the transcript as partial. NCBI's taxonomy places the organism in Eukaryota, Metazoa, Chordata, Mammalia, Carnivora, Herpestidae. Gene Ontology annotation, cellular component: nucleus. The transcript is spliced from 6 exons. The record is from RefSeq and is a predicted model, not a curated record.